CCUACGACUCCUCCUCCCUUCACGUUUCCCUUCCCUCAGACGCGCGGUGCGUUUUCGAUGUUUUCCCGGUUUUCCGAUUUCCAAUCCCAAACAUUAGUCUGUCUGUGCUCAUGACAGUAUUGGUAGACCACGCGUACGCGUAUGUUCCGUCCACUCCGACUGUACCACCUGGAGUGGACAGCGAAGAAGAGGACAUACUUCGCAAGCAUGUCAAACACCUUGAAGAUAAAAAUGAUCGGUGGACUGGAUAUCUUGUCAGUGAAAAGAGCCUGCGUGAGAUGGAGCGCGAACUUCUGACAAUCGGCGUCUCAUUCAAGACUGCGACGUCCCAUUAUCGUGAGGCAGAUGACCAGAAACGCAAGCUGAUGUUUAGCCAGAAACGAGGCAAUCUGCCAAUGUCACUGAGUGCUCCAUUUCGUGUCCUCUCUGUGGUACAAAGGGGCUGCUUGUUCGGAAAAGACAAGCACGGAACACAAGACAAGCGUUCUAACAUUCAAACAUCGUCAGGUGAGGACCCUAAAGUAGGCUCAACCCCAGACACAUUUGCGAAACGGAAAGCCAUAAUUGAGGGAACAAAGAAGAAGGGGUGCACUGCAGCUCUGCUUUUGAAAUAUGUAGAGCUCUUUCCAGAUUUUGAGGUCCACAUCACAUCAGAAAUGAGUGAGAAGAAAAAGAACACACUGAAGGCGGAUGCCCUUGGUCGCUUGAUGGAUGGGCUAUCCUCAACUACAAGACCCACAUCAGAAUCUCGUAUCUACUUUGUGAUGUCCAAGAGGUCGAGGCACAUCAAUCACAAGGUCGACACACCAGCCUGCCUUGGGCAGGCAGUCGAGUUCAUCGCACACAUGGUACUACAGAAAGGCGACACGAGGAAGGAGGAAGACGUUCCCGACGAAGACAACCCCGAGGGGCCGAAUUCCGUCGCGGCCGACGACAGGCCAGCGAGUUCCUACCUGGACCUGCGAAGGAAACACAAAAGGAGGAUAUGCGCUCACAGGCGUAAGCUAGUAGCUAAGGUGGAGAAGAUUAAGCAGAUGGCAAUGUGUUGCACAGACCUGGCUAUCCUCAAGGAAGUCAACAGGCUCCUGGAAGAAGCGGAGCAGCUCCUCGUGCAAGGUACGCCAACCGCGAGAGGACCUGUGGUGCGAGAGUCGCCAGUGAAAGGAUGUCCAGGACAGAGGAGACCAAGGACUUCACGUUUCCUGCAGCUGGCACAGAGCAAGUCGAAGCACGUGGAACGCUGGAGGACGCGCCGGCGGGUUGGAAGAACGGAGGAACCGAAGAGCCCGAGCGUGGAAGUGCCCGAAGUGGCGAGCGUCGUCGUCGUCGCCACGUGCACGUGACCAUGAGCGUUUACAUAGUUUGUAUAAUACAUGAACUCUUUAUGGUGAACUGUGCCAGAGGAGAGUUAAAGGUUCUGCUGCCUUGAACAGUACAACCAGUGAGGAUCCAUCGAAGACCACCACCUUGGCCUUACUCUCACUGGCCACUUACUUUGAUAUUAGAGCUUUAUUUAAACGUGGGCUAGGCCAAUCAUCCUCCAUGCUUCUUUUAAACAUUGGUAAACACGCAAAUAGUUCUGACGUUGGAGGAGCAGUUACAUGUGUAUGCGUAUUGCUCAAACGUAAAGGGUUCUGUUAAUUCUACAUGCAUCUACAUGGUGUCCCAGGAAAAUGUGACCAUAUAUUUAAAAAAUAUAUCUAUCACUUGUUCC
Ornithodoros turicata is the source of this 1714-nucleotide messenger RNA. RefSeq lists its product as uncharacterized. The transcript is spliced from 4 exons. Gene Ontology annotation, molecular function: DNA-binding transcription factor activity. Lineage: Eukaryota; Metazoa; Arthropoda; Arachnida; Ixodida; Argasidae. Bases 111 to 1343 code for a protein of 410 amino acids. The record is from RefSeq and is a predicted model, not a curated record.